Molecule: messenger RNA, 9691 nt
Organism: Sinocyclocheilus rhinocerous
Lineage: Eukaryota; Metazoa; Chordata; Actinopteri; Cypriniformes; Cyprinidae
Product: collagen alpha-1(XII) chain-like
Exons: 65
Coding region: 120-9074 (2984 amino acids)
Biological process (GO): cell-substrate junction assembly; nervous system development; heart development
Molecular function (GO): extracellular matrix structural constituent; integrin binding; proteoglycan binding
Source: RefSeq, a predicted model, not a curated record
GGUUUCCCUCACUGCUGGAGGAGCGAGACGAGGCUCUCAGUCAGCCUUUGCUUUCCAUCUGUGAUCCUGACGGACUGUUACAGAUUAAUUAAUGAGCUGCUGACUGUGUCUGUGUAAACAUGAAGAUCAGGCUGUCUUUGGCUGCCGCUGCACUCUUUACUAUAUUACUGAAUUCAGUAGAGGCUCAAGUGGAGCCUCCUUCAGACUUGAAAUUUAAAAUCUUAAAUGAAAACACAGUGCAUAUGUCAUGGAGGAGGCCUUCGUCUCAGAUACAGGGCUACAGAAUACAAGUCAUAUCAGAUACAGAUUAUUUGAAAGAUUUCAGUCUUCCUGCCUCGGCCACAAACACAUCAAUCACGGAUUUAACUCCAGAUGUAGACUAUUCAGUGUCUAUCAAUUCAUAUGAUGGUGCGGAAGAAAGUAUCCCUAUCCUUGGACAAAUAACAAUUCAAUCCAGCAACACAAGUGGAACAAAGAGGCCACCGUCAGAGGCUGUCAAGUGUUCAGUGAGUGCUAUCGCGGAUCUGGUUUUCCUGGUGGAUGGCUCUUGGAGCGUGGGAAGAGAAAACUUUAAAUUCAUCCGGAGUUUCAUUGGGGCCAUGGCGGGAGCUUUUGACAUUGGAGAGGAUAAGACCAGAGUGGCUGUGGUGCAGUACAGCUCAGAUACCAGGACAGAGUUCAACCUGAACCAGUAUUACAUGCGGCCUGAUGUCCUGCGAGCCAUUAAAAAUCUGCCCUACAAGGGUGGUAACACCAUGACAGGUGAUGCAAUGGACUAUCUGGUGAAAAACACUUUCACUGCGGCGACUGGAGCCAGGAAAGGCUUUCCAAAAGUAGCCAUGAUCAUCACGGAUGGAAAGUCACAAGACCCAGUAGGGGAGUACGCCGAACGCCUGAGGAACAUUGGAGUAGAGAUCUUUGUCCUGGGUAUCAAAGGAGCAGAUGAGGAUGAGUUAAAGGAGAUAGCCUCCACUCCCCACAGCAAGCAUAUCUAUAAUGUCCCAAACUUCGACAUGAUCAAUCAGGUGCAGAAGGAGCUCAUCACGCAGGUGUGCUCUGGUGUGGAGGAGCAGCUAAAUUUGCUUGCAAGCGGAGAGGAAGUUGUUGAACCAGCUUCAGACCUCAGAGUAACUGACGUCUCCUCCAAAUCCAUGAGAAUUAGGUGGGAUUCGUCUCCUGGUGACAUCACAGGCUAUAAGCUGCAGGUCUUCCCCAUGAUUGCUGGCGCCAAGAAGCAGGAGCUCUACACAGGGCCCACAUUCACCGUGGCCAACGUCAGAGACCUGUCUCCUGAGACAGAGUAUGAGAUCAGUCUGUUUGCCCUCAAAGGUCUGACUCCUAGUAAGCCACAAGUUGUCAACGAGAAAACACAGCCUGUGAAGGUGUCUACAGAGUGCUCCCAAGAGGUCGAGGUCCAAGCUGAUAUUGUCCUCCUGGUCGAUGGCUCGUACAGUAUAGGACUGGCUAACUUUGCUAAAGUUAGAGCCUUCCUUGAAGUGCUCGUCAAAUCUUUUGACAUCGGACCCAACAAAGUGCAGAUCAGCUUGGUUCAGUACAGCCGGGAUCCUCACACUGAGUUUGCCCUGAACAAGCACGAUGACAAUGCAGCUGUGCUCAAUGCAGUGCGCACCUUCCCCUACCGUGGAGGCUCCACCAACACUGGCAAGGCCAUGACCUACGUAAGGGAAAAGAUCUUCAUUCCAGCCCGUGGCGCUCGUGAUAACGUGCCACGAGUCAUGGUGCUCAUCACAGACGGCAAAUCCUCGGAUUCUUUCAAAAACCCUGCCAACAAACUAAGGGAUGCAGACGUGGAGAUUUUCGCCGUGGGAGUCAAGGACGCCGUGCGCUCCGAGCUGGAGGCGAUUGCCAACGUUCCUGCUGAUAACCAUGUGUUUGAGGUGGAAGACUUUGAUUCCUUUCAGCGGAUCUCCAAGGAACUAACCACAUCCAUCUGUCUAAGAAUUGAGCAGGAGCUCCAUAACAUCAAGAAAAGAAGUUUGGUUCCACCAAAGUCGCUAAGCUUCUCUGAGGUCACCUCCAGAAGCUUCAGGACCUCGUGGAUUUCUGACGGAGAGGAUGUCCUGUCUUUUCUGGUGCGUUUCAGGCCAGCGGCUGACGUAACUGGAGACUACAUCUCUUUGGUGGUUCCUCCUGACACCACCACUACGAUUUUGCCCAAUCUCACGCCCCUGACCACUUACGAGGUUAAUGUCAUCGCCCAGUAUGAUAAAGGAGACAGUUUUCCUUUGACAGGCGAGGAGACGACUUUAGAAGAAUUAGGCUCUGUCCGUAACCUUGUGGUGAGCGAUGAGACCGUAGACAGCUUCCGCGUGUCGUGGAGAGCCGCUCCAGGAGCAGUGCUGAGGUACAGACUGUUGUAUGAGCCAGUGGGUGGAGGAGAUAAACUGGAAGCACAGACUGAUGGGAGUCAGGUCACCAUUGUGCUCCCCGAACUGCUACCCGUCACCACUUACCGUGUCACAGUGUACCCCGAGUAUGCAAGUGGAAUGGGUCCCUCCAUGGACACUGAGGGCACCACCAAAGAAGUCCGGGGCUCUCCACGUGACCUGAGGGUCUUCAACGAGACCGUGUCCAGCAUGAGGGUCUCAUGGCGGGCCGCUCCAGGCAUUGUGCUGCAAUAUCAAGUGGCCUACAAACCUGAUGGUGGGGAAAGGAAAGAAAUGUUUGUUAAAGGAGACGCAACAACUGCUUUGCUGAGAAAUCUGUCACCGGACACAGAGUAUGAGGUCUUCGUUAGUGCCCGAUACACCUCUGGCCUCGGAGCGCCACUGAUGGGAACAGGCACCACUCUGGAAGAACUCGGCUCACCUACGAAUCUGGUUACUUCGGAUGUCACCGAGAGCAGUUUUGUGGCAUCCUGGACUGCCGCCCCUGGCAACGUCCGCCUUUAUCGGGUCACCUGGAAAUCCCUCUUUUCGGAGGAAGCUGGCAAGAAAACCGUCCCCGGGGACAUAACCACCACUGUUCUGGACGGACUAACACCGGAGACCCGCUACAAGGUUUCUGUCUACGCUGCCUACAGCAGUAAGGAGGGGGAGCCGCUCCAUGGAGAGGAGACCACAGAUGUGUCAGCCGCUGCCAGAGUUCUUACGGUUUCAGAAGAAACAGAGAGGACCAUGCGAGUAACAUGGCAGCCAGCACCCGGCAAUGUUGUCAAUUAUAGGGUAUCGUAUAAACCUCAGGGUGAGACACGCCAGUUGGCCUCCAAAGCACCAGGGGGCACUAACACUUUAGUCCUGAGACGACUGCAGCCAAAAACCCCUUACGAUAUCACAGUGGUUCCCGUCUACAAGUUUGGUGAUGGAAGACAAAGACAAGGAGAAGGAACCACGUUGUCUCUAUAUAAAGCUCCCAGAAACCUGCAAACUUCAGAACCCACUAAAACCAGUUUCAGGGUGACCUGGGACCAUGCUCCUGGGAAUGUGAAGGGCUACAAGGUCACCUUCCGUCCCACAGGGGAGGAAAUGGACCUGGGAGAGUUGCAAGUAGGCCCCUAUGACAACACAGUGGUUCUGGAGGAGCUAAGGGCCGGCACUAAGUAUUCAGUGAGUGUGUUUGGUAUGUUUGAUGGAGGAGAGAGUAUGCCACUGGCUGGAGAGGAGAAGACCACCCUCUCUGACGCCCCUGAACCCCCACCCUUUGAUAUUUCAGAGGUAAUGUGCAAAACCACAGCCCAGGCCGAUAUCAUCCUGCUUGUUGAUGGAUCUUGGAGCAUUGGUCGUCUGAACUUCAAGACCAUAAGGUCUUUCAUUGCUCGCAUGGUGGGUGUCUUUGACAUCGGGCCGGAUCGUGUCCAGAUCGGUCUGGCACAGUACAGUGGAGACCCAAAGACUGAGUGGCACCUAAACUCUCACAGAACCAGAAAAGAGCUGCUGGAUGCCGUGGCCAAUCUACCCUACAAAGGAGGAAACACUCUGACUGGCCUUGCUUUAAACUACAUCCUUCAGAACAAUUUCAAGGCUAAUGUUGGAAUGCGUCCGAACUCUCGGAAGAUCGGCGUCCUGGUUACUGAUGGCAAGUCUCAGGAUGACAUCAUCGUCAACUCUCAGAACCUACGCGACCAGGGCAUUGAGCUGUAUGCCAUUGGUGUGAAGAACGCAGAUGAGAAUGAGCUGAGAUCCAUUGCUUCAGAUCCCGAUGACAUCCACAUGUACAACGUGGCUGACUUCUCCUUCCUGCUGGACAUCGUGGACGACCUGACAAACAACCUGUGUAACAGUGUCAAGGGUCCAGGAGGAGGUCCCGAGCCACCCACUGAUCUAACGACCUCAGAAGUGACCCAUUACUCCUUCCGCGCCACCUGGGUCGCCCCUGAUGGACCCGUGGAGAAGUACAGAAUAGAGUAUGUGAGCAUCGCAGGAGGAGAACCACAAAAGUUGCUUGUCGACGGGACGGUGACGACUGUGGUCUUGGAGAAUCUCACUCCGCUGACGGAGUACAUCGUGAAGGUUCACUCAGUGGUGGGAGAGGACAGCAGCGACCCCCUCAAAGGCUCAGAGACGACAUUGCCUCUCAGUGCUGUGAGGAACAUGAACAUCUACAAAGAGCGCUCCACCACCAUGAAUGUGAGAUGGGAUGCGGCCGAAGGGGCCACAGGCUACAUGCUUCUCUACGACGCCCUUAAUGCCACUGAACCCUCUGUGGAACAGGAGAUGCGUGUGAAAGGAACAGUUACUGACGUCCAGCUGAAGAAACUUCGUCCCAACACGGCCUAUGGAGUUUCCGUCUUCGCCCUGUUCGGCGAUUUUGCCAGUGAACCUCUCUCUGAUCAGGGGGUGACCCUGCCUAUUCCUCCGUCCGGUGAGUUGAGGAUCACAGACGUUACCCACAGCACCAUGCAGCUGGACUGGGAUCCUGCGCCCGGCGCUGUUCGUAAAUACAUCAUCACUUACAAGCCAGAGGAUGGAGAGUCGAAGGAGCUUGAAGUUGACGGAGAUGUAACGUCUAGAGGACUGGAUAAUCUCAUUUCCCAAACGGAAUACGAUGUGGCUGUGACUCCUGUGUAUGAUUCUGGGACCGGAAACCCAAUGCUUAACCAAGCCAUUACAGACGUUGUCCCUGCCCCGAAGAACUUGAGGUUCUCUCAAGUGACCCAGACCAGUUUCAGGGCUCACUGGGAGCACGGCGCUCCUGAUGUCUCCCUCUACCGCGUCGGCUGGACCAAGAGUGGAGAGAACAACUUUCAAUAUUUUCUCAUGUCCAAGGUUAUUACACCCGCUCCUAGUGGACCUCCUCAGAACCUCCAGGUGUUCAAUGCGACUACCACCUCCCUCACCGCCAAGUGGGAUCACGCUCCUGGACGAGUGCAGAACUACAGGAUCACCUACGUACCGGUUGCAGGAGGAAGAUCACAGUCGACACAGAUUGGAGGGAAGAAAAAUACAGUUAUUCUGCAGAAACUGACUCCAGACACUCCCUACUACAUCACAGUUGCUGCAGUCUAUGCGAAUGGAGAUGCCAAAGACAUUUCUGGCCAAGGAAAGACAUUACCGCUGGGCAGUGUGAGAAACCUUCAGGUGACGGACCCCACGGUCAGCACUCUGAAUGUACGCUGGGAGCCGGCUGAAGGGAGCGUACGGCAAUACAGGAUUUACUACCAGACCGUCACAGGGGGCGCAGAAGACAUGGUCCAGGUUCCUGGAAGCACCUCCAGUACAGUUCUGAAGAACCUGCAGUCUGAUACCGAGUACACAGUAACAGUGGUGCCAGUAUACGCUCCUGGAGAGGGCAAGCGCAUGUCGGAGAACGGAAAAACCUUGACGCGGACCCCUGCCAAGAACAUCCGGGUUUACAACCCAACCACAAACACCCUGAACGUGCGCUGGGAGCCGGCCUCCGGAGAUGUGCUGCAGUACCGCGUCGCCUACACCCCCCUCUCUGGAACCCAUUCCGCUCAAUCUGUGCUCGUUCCAGGGAACACCCACACUGCCUUGCUGCAGCAGCUCGAUUCAGACACAGACUACGCUGUGCUCGUUCCAGGGAACACCCACACUGCCUUGCUGCAGCAGCUCGAUUCAGACACAGACUACGCUGUGAGUGUGGUGGCUCUGUAUGCUGACGGCGAGGGCUCCUCUGUGUCUGAUAAUGGAAAAACAAUGCCACGCGGCGGCCCUAGGAACCUGCGUGUGUAUGAUCCGACCACCAGCAUGCUGUCUGUCAGCUGGGAGCAUGCAGAAGGACCCGUGCUGCAGUACCGCAUUGGCUAUGCACCCACCACUGGAGAUCCCAUUGAGGAGUUUACAAGUGUCCCUGGCAACAGAAACUCUGUCAUCUUGCAAAACCUGCAGCCAGACACUCCGUACAACAUCAACGUAGAGGCCAUUUAUCAAGAUGGGCCUGGAGGACGACUGUCUGGAGAUGGAAAAACAUUGGGUCUCUUGGAGCCUCGUAACCUGCGUGUUUCUGAUGAGUGGUACACUCGUUUCCGAGUGUCCUGGGAUCCUGUACCUGCGCGGGUCAACGGUUAUAAUCUGGUCUAUACCCCAGUGGGCACGGAUAACACCAUGGAAGUGUUUGUUGGAGAUGUUACUACACACAUCCUGCACAACCUCCAGCCUGGCACCACGUACGACCUGAAGGUUUACGCUCAGUAUGACGCAGGCGUGAGCGGCGCUCUGGUCGGACAAGGAACCACCUUGUACCUUAAUGUGACUGACCUCACCACAUACAACGUCGGCUAUGACUCCUUCUGCAUCAGAUGGACGCCUCACCGAGCCGCCACCUCUUACAGGCUAAAACUCAAUCCUUUCAAUUCGGCUAACCGUGGGGCUCAGGAGGUCACUAUCACUGCCUCUGAGAGCCAGUACUGUUUUGACGGGCUGACGCCAGACGCGCUGUACAACGCCACAGUCUACACACAGACCCCCAACCAGGAGGGGCCCGGAGUCAGUGUCAAAGAGCGCACACUGGUGAAGCCCACCAUAGCCCCAACACCACCUCCAACUCCUCCACCACCACCCACCAUCCCUGCUGCACUCGAGGCACACGUUCCCAAGGUUUUGGUCGUAGUAACUGACGGCCGUUCUCAAGAUGAUGUAAAGAAGAGUGCUGCUAAACUACAGCAUGCAGGCUACAGUGUGUUUGUGGUGGGUGUCGCAGACGUAGACACCGCUGAACUGAGGAACAUUGGAAGCAAGCCCAGCGAGAGACAUGUCUUCAUCGUUGAUGACUUUGAUGCAUUUACUAAGAUCCAAGACAACCUCAUUACAUUCAUCUGUGAAACGGCAACAUCCACUUGUCCUUUGAUUUACCUCGACGGAUUCACAUCCCCAGGCUUCAGGAUGCUGGAAGCCUUUAACAUCACUGACAAGACGUUUGCUGGCAUGAACGGCGUCUCCAUGGAGUCUGGCUCCUUCAACAGUUACAUUGCAUACAGACUCCAUAAGGAUGCAUUCAUUUCCCAGCCCACAAAGGAAAUCCAUCCAGAUGGUCUUCCUCCCGCAUACACUCUGAUUCUCCUCUUCCGUCUCCUCUCCGACACCGGCAAGGAUGCGUUUGAUAUAUGGCAGAUAUCAGAUAAGAACAACAACCCUGAGGUCGGGCUCACCAUUGACCCCUCCAGUAGAAUCAUCUCAUUCUACAAUAAGGACUCCAGAGGUGAAAUUCAGAAAGUCUCCUUUGAUAAUGACCAAGUGAAGAAAGUUUUCCACGGCAGUUUCCACAAGCUUCACAUUUCUAUUUCACCGAAAAAUGUCAAACUCAACAUUGACUGCCAAGAGGUGGCUGAGAAAGAGAUCAAAGAGGCCAACAACAUAUCCACAGAUGGCUAUGAAGUCCUUGGAAAAAUGGCAAAGUCUGGCGGUUCAAGGAAGCAGUCAGCCACAUUCCAGCUCCAGAUGUUUGAUAUUGUCUGCAGUUUGGGCUGGACAAGUCGAGACAAAUGUUGUGAUAUUCCAGCAAUGAGAGAUGAAGCCAAAUGUCCCGCUCUUCCUCACUCCUGCACAUGUGCUCAGGACAGCAUUGGUCCUCCAGGCCCCGCGGGCCCUCCGGGCAGCCCUGGCACAAAAGGCCCACGAGGUGAGAGGGGAGAGUCUGGCCCCACGGGUUCAAUGGGCCCACGUGGGGAGCAGGGUCUGCCAGGACAAAUGGGACCACCAGGCCCACAGGGCCCUAAUGGACUGUCUCUUCCUGGUGAACCAGGGCGGCCUGGACCUAAGGGAGACUCCGGUGACCCAGGUUUACCUGGACAGCGGGGCUCGAUUGGCGCUCCAGGUCCGCUCGGCCCUGUUGGACCUUCUGGAGCUAGGGGUCCACCAGGAAAUGAAGGCCCGUCUGGACCAAGAGGUCCAUCGGGACCAAUGGGACCACCAGGAUCACCUGGAAUGCCAGGAAUUACAGGAAAACCAGGAAAACUUGGAGACUUUGGCCUGUCGGGACCUGUUGGCAUGAAAGGAGAGAAGGGUGAAAGGGGAGAUACUGCGUCACAGAAUAUGAUGCGCUCUGUAGCAAGACAAGUCUGCGAACAACUAGUCAGCAGACAAAUGAGCAGGAUCGACAUGAUGCUGAACCAGAUCCCCAGUAACUACAGGAGUAAUAGUCCCGGUCCUUCUGGACCUCCAGGCCCACCUGGCAACCAGGGACCCCAUGGAGAGUCAGGUCAGCCCGGACCCAACGGGUUCCCAGGAAAUCCAGGUUUGCCUGGGCCUCCAGGAGAAAGAGGAUUGGCCGGAGAGAAGGGUGAAAGAGGAAGUCCAGGCAUUGGCACUCGAGGACAGAGAGGAUUACCUGGACCUCCUGGGCCACCGGGGCAGUCUCAGAUAGGGCCCCCUGGUCCCUCAGGCUCAGCGGGGCCCCGGGGCCCACCAGGGCAGCAGGGUGGACCCGGAGUCAGAGGACCACCUGGACCUCCAGGAUACUGUGACUCCUCUCAGUGUGUAGGCAUCCCUUACAAUGGACAGGGUUACCCAGGCCCCUACCAGCCAGAACCUGACACCUUCGUAGUGCCCAUACCAGCCCAGCCGUCGGAAGAUAUCGAGACACAGUCACCAGGUUUACGAAACCAGCGUGGAAAAAGAUCGCUAUCAAGAAAGGAAGUUAAAAGAAUAGAAACAUAGACUGAAAGUGUAUCUUCUGUACUGUCAAAAACUGCAUUUAAGUCCAGAUCAAGCCUUGUUCAUUGCACAUUUAGCACAGUCGAGUGGAUUUCCUCGUAAGAGACUUGUGUGCUUGCCGACGGUUCCACAAUGUGUCUUUGCUUGUAACAUAACUGCAUUUUGUAUUUGUAACAAACUCCUGUUCAGUGCUAUGUCCUAUAAACACUACGAACUGAUUCCUUGCACAUUUGAGAGUUUGCAGAGUGUAAACGUGCUUGCUGCAGUGCAACGUGUUGUUGUUGUUCUUCUUUCUCUCUCAAGGAAAAUGGCAAACGGUUCCCUUAAUUCUUAGACCUGGCUUUUGUUUUGUUAUCCUAAUCCGAAUAUUUAUCUGUUGUAUACCAACUCACACCAAAAGAAGAAUUGCAUGUGUUGUAUAUUUAGUAAAGACGUUUACAAUCAGAAUAUAGUUGUUUUUCCAAUGAUAUCAGUUGAAAUGCAGUAGGAAUUUGUUGCAAGUCUAUGGACAUAGAAUAGUUUUUUUCAUGUCUGAAUUGCACAUUGUGAAUUCCACAGCCUUAUGUUCUUAUUUAUUUCUGAAUCAGAAGAGGCAUUUUUCAAUAAAACUACUGAAAAUG